Molecule: messenger RNA, 3049 nt
Organism: Mustela erminea (ermine)
Lineage: Eukaryota; Metazoa; Chordata; Mammalia; Carnivora; Mustelidae
Gene: MCIDAS
Product: multiciliate differentiation and DNA synthesis associated cell cycle protein
Exons: 7
Coding region: 20-1174 (384 amino acids)
Biological process (GO): negative regulation of cell cycle; negative regulation of DNA replication
Cellular component (GO): nucleus
Source: RefSeq, a predicted model, not a curated record
AAGCCGGCGGGGAGGCAGGAUGCAGCCGUGCGGAGGCGCCGCGGCGGGACGCCGAGCCUUCGACCGCAUCUGCCCCAACAGGAUGCUGGAGCUGGGGGGCCGGCCUUUCGUCAAGCCCGGGAAGCUAGAGAGGAAGUUCGCCCCUCCGCGGAAGUUCUUUCCUGGUUGCAGCGGCAGCAGCCCAGUGGCGAUAUACGAAGAUCCCCGGGACGCGGAGACCGCGGCGCUGCCAGCCCUCACCACCAUAGACCUGCAGGACCUCGCCGACUGCUCCUCGCUACUCGGGUCCGACGCGCCGCCUAGUGGUGACUUGACCGAUUCGCAGAACCAUUCUCUGCAGACGGCAGCGGACUUCGAUCUGCAGGAUUUCAGAGACACAGUGGACAGUCUCAUUGCAGACUCAUCCUCUUUGAUGUCGCCUCCUCUGGCCGGUGGAGACUUCCCCUUCUCUCCUUGCGACGUAUUGCCAUUUGGGCCCUGUCUCUCUCCGCCGCUGGACCCAAGGGCCCUGCAGUCACCGCCGCUGCGCCCUCCGGACGUGCCCCCGCCUGAGCAGUACUGGAAGGAGGUGGCCGACCAGAACCAGAGGGCAUUGGGGGACGCACUCGUUGAGAAUAACCAACUGCACGUGACACUGACCCAGAAACAGGAGGAGAUCGCCUCGCUCAAAGAGCGGAACGUGCAACUGAAGGAACUUGCCAGUCGGACCCGGCACCUGGCCUCGGUGCUGGAUAAGCUGAUGAUCACGCAGUCCCGGGAUCACGGAACGACAGCCGAGCCCUUCCUGCUCAAGGCGACAGCCAAAAGGAGCCUGGAGGAGUUGUUCAGUGCUACCGGGCAGGAUUGCGCGGAAGUGGACGCCAUCCUGAGGGAGAUUUCCGAGCGCUGCGAUGAAGCGCUGCAGAGCCGCGACCCCAAGCGCCUCCGGCUACAGCCGGAGCCCGCGAAGAGCGAAGGCAAGCCGGAGCACCUGCACGGCAGCUUCCGGGGGCUGCGCACAGACUGCAGCCGGAGCGCGCUCAACUUGAGCCACAGUGAGUUGGAAGAAGGCGGCUCCUUCAGCACUCCCAUCCGCAGCCACAGCACCAUCCGCACCCUCGCUUUCCCCCAGGGCAAUGCCUUCACCAUUCGGACAGCCAACGGGGGUUACAAAUUCCGCUGGGUCCCCAGUUGAGCUGGGUGUGGUGGCCCCAAACACUGCCCUGUAUCCGAACUGAAGCGCCUGGAGGCCAAGUGGGAGUAGCUGCAACGUUUUCCUGAACCUGGCUUCUCAGAAGAGCUCCCCCUGCUGGGCGAACGCCACUCUGAAACUUUUCAGGAACCAAAAAAAGGUCUAGAUAAUGAUGUACUUGUGAAGUCCUGGUAUAAAAUACUGUAUAUUCCUUCCCCUUUCACUGUGUGUGUGUGUGUGUGUGUGUGUGUGUGUGUGUGUGUGUGUAAACACACAUAAUCUCAAACAAUUUUCAAGGUUAUUUUUAAGAGCUUUGAAUGAUAAGACUUUUAGAACGAGAAGGACUUAGAAUGUACUUAGCUAUUUUAUAAUUAUACAAUCCCCUACUUUUAUAAGAAGGAAAAGUAGGCUCGAAGAGAUUAAGUAAUUUUCCAUAAGCAGCAGCAUUUAUUGGGAAUUUCCAGUCUUUCUCACUAGUUAUUUAAAGAUCGUAGGUCCAGAAGCCAGGUUUCUGAGUGAAUGCUUCAUUACAUCACGGAACUUUCUCUGGUCCUAAGGACCCUUAAUUAUCUUACUUUUGAAAACUUUUAUUCUGGCUGGAAGAAUAAAAAGUUAGGAGAGAAGCCAAAAUACUUGCUUUCGGGCAACAAAGUAAGAGAAAAAUGUAGAUGCUCAGAGGAAAUGGGCUAUCUACAAAAUAGGUACUAAAUACAUUUGUUUGUAAUGAUCAUUCAUAUAAUUUUGUAAGAUUUAUGGCAUACAUUUAUAUUAAUUAUAGUUUAUAUGUCUGAACAGAAGAAUCACACAGAAAGCAAACUUGGUUGAUAAAAAAUAUGUUUUAAGAAAAUGGCAUGUUUCACAUGAAAACGAAUAUAUAUUUUUAUGUGUAUGUGUGUGUGUGCGCAUGCGUGCGUGUCUGUGCUUCCGAGCAUGUGCAGGUGCACAUGCACAUGUACCAGAAACAAAGUGUGGAAAUCUUGGUAAACCUAUUUGAAUUCCAUAGAUAAAACUGUGGUGCACAUUCAUGCCAUGUAUUUCUACGGCUGAUCUUCUAAGUAAAACUUACACAUUAUUUAGUGCCUUCACUUUGACUUUUUUUCUCUUUCCUUUUGUGUGUGUGUGUGUGUGUGUGUGUGUGUGUGUGUGUUUUCUAGUCUAUUGUGAAAUUAUGUGACUGGCAUAUAUAUGUCAAAUAGUGAUUUUUCCCAACCUUCCCAGUUCUCAACACAAGAGUUAUUUCUUUCUGUGUCCUCAGCGCGGGCAAGUUGCCAAGCCUGUUACCUCACAUCCCUCGUUCUGCCAUCUAAGUGGUGAUAUCAGGUAACAGCGGAGCUGGGUAGGGUGGCAGAACCCGCUCCUCCAGUUUGUCCUAUGUACUGUUAUCUGUAUUUAGGAGAAAAAAAAGUGAUAAAAUAGACCACAUUUCCUCAUAUUUUGUCUAACAAAUGGACUAAAAGUACACUGAACAGUUGAAAAUUAUUUUCAUCAGCUUAUAUAUAAAAUUACUGAAGUUCAGGUUCAAAAAAACCAAAAACAACAAACAAACAAAGACCCUUAACUUGUCCUGAGAAACGAUCCACAGAAAGAGACUGACAAAUGACAAGCAGGCAGCCCCUCUCCUUUUUUCCCAAUACACGGACGACGGAGACUUUUUGGGUUAGGGUUGAAAGUCAAGGGGUUGGUGCCUGAGGGAUAUAACUCUUCAUUAAUCUCAAAGCUGUGGGGGAAACCAACAGUAGUUUCUACUUACACGGAAGGCAGUAACUCCUGCAGUAUAAGCUCUUCUAAAAAUAUACUUACAAGAGGUGUGCCUGGGUGGCUCAGUUAGGUGUCUGCCUUUCGAUCAGGUCAUGAUCCCAGGGUUCUGGGAUUGAGCCC